AUGCCAUUCCUGAGCCCCUUACGCUCAAUUCCGGGCCCUGUGCUCGCGCGCUUUACUCGACUGUGGGAGCUCAGAGCCCUUCAUCGAGGCAACAUCGAAGCUGUCACUAUCGACCUACAUCGCCGUCAUGGAAACGUCGUUCGGCUGGCUCCCAACCGGUACAGCCUAACCGAUCCACAGGCUGCGAAGGAUAUAUACGCCAUCAGCUCGAAAUUCACUAAAUCUGCGUUCUACGACCCUUUCGGUACGCCAUUGGCUAGUCGUAAGGACAUCUUUUCGACACGGAACGAGAAUCAUCACCAGGAAGACCGACGCAAGAUCGCAUCGAUGUAUUCACUUACAUCUCUCCUCUCGUAUGAGCCUUACGUCGACUCCAGCAACGAGGCCCUAUGUGAAAAGAUGCAGGGCUUCGCACACAGGAACCAGCCAUUCAACCUGAUGCAAUGGACUCAAUAUUAUGCAUUUGAUGUUAUUGGUGAGAUCACCUUUGGCAAAGCCUUCGGCAUGAUGGAAACAAGCUCGGACGUGGACGGCAUCUUGAAGGCCAUCCAUCUCACCGCCUUCAUUCCGGCCUACCUUGGCCUGCUUCCGGAGCUUAGCAACUUGUUUUAUCGAGCCCUGUUCCUCCUCGUCAAGGAGAGCCCCCUUAUCGUUCUUCAAGGCUUUGGUAACAGAGCACUGGCAGAGCGAAGAAAUGGCAAUGCUCCCAGUGAUCGAGAAGACUUCCUCGCUAAAUGUCAGAAACUCAACGAUGCGGGCAAGCUGGAUGACGGCCUCGCUGGUCGGGUUCCAACCGGGAACGUCAUUGCAGGCUCGGAUACGACCGGGAUAACUCUCGCAGCGGCGUUGUACCAUCUCAUCCGCAAUCCAGACAGUAUGCGGAAGCUCCAACAUGAAUUAGAUGAGGCUACGCGCCGCGGCGAACUGUCUCAGGUAGCAACUUUUGCGGAAGCGAGUAAACUACCCUACCUGCAAGCGGUCAUCAAAGAGACACUGCGGAUUCAUCCCGCGGUGGGAAAAUUACUUUCAAGAGUCGUCCCAGCAGGAGGUAAAGAGCUGGCUGGCCACUACUUUCCCGAAGGAUCCGUCGUCGGGGUGAAUGCCUGGGCAAUCCACCGCAACCCCGAAAUCUUCGGAUCCGACGCAGACAUCUUCCGUCCGGAGCGCUGGAUGGGACCACGCGAGGAAGUUGCCCGUAUGGAACAACACAAUUACGCGUUCGGAGCCGGAUCUCGUACAUGCAUCGGCAAACACAUCAGCUUGUUGGAGAUCAACAAGGUCCUUCCGCAGCUCCUUCGCCAAUUUGACUUUGAAGGCCUGGAUGAUCGAGCAUGGACCACGAAGAAUUAUUGGUUCGUGAAACCUUCGUAUAUGUGCCGCGUGAAGGUUCGUGAAGGAAACGCAAAAGUUUAA
Messenger RNA from Dissoconium aciculare CBS 342.82, 1413 nucleotides. RefSeq names its product putative P450 monooxygenase. The record is from RefSeq and is a predicted model, not a curated record. Bases 1 to 1413 code for a protein of 470 amino acids. The transcript is spliced from 4 exons. Lineage: Eukaryota; Fungi; Ascomycota; Dothideomycetes; Mycosphaerellales; Dissoconiaceae. Gene Ontology annotation, molecular function: iron ion binding; monooxygenase activity; heme binding.